UUUUUUUGGGUUCCUUUUCCUGUUACCAUUUCAAUCUUCAUGUAACCCUUUUAAGAUAAUUUUCUUCUUCCUGUUAAUUUAUCUGAAGUUUGCUUCUUAUCUUCGUGAUCGCUUUUUGCAAUCACAAUAAUGUCUAACCGUUCCUUCAAGAAUUUCAUAGAAGAAGAACUUGGAACAUUCCCACAGUUCUUAAUCUACGCUCUUCUUGAAUGGAUCCUCAUCAUUAUCCUCUUCAUCGAUGGCUUCCUCGCUUUCUUCUCUAACCAAAUCGCUAAAUUCUUUGACCUCAAAAUCCCCUGUCUUCUCUGCACUAGACUCGACCAUGUUCUUGUCAGCAGAAACCCUGAUUUCUAUUACAACGACUCGAUAUGCGAUGCUCACAAGAAGAAUGUCUCAUCUCUCGCUUACUGUCAUGUGCACAAGAAACUCUCUGAGAUCAAACGUAUGUGUGAAGGAUGUCUUCUCUCUUUCGCUACCGAGAAAGAAACAGAUGUUGAUACUUACAAGUCUCUUAUUGGAAUCUUGCAUAAGGAUCUUGAGCUUCUUAUCGACGAUGAACGUGAGCUUCAAUUGGCGUUUCCGGUUGCGGGUUCGAAGAAAGAUGAAAACUUCUAUCAGGUUGAGAACAGAACUAACAAUAGCAAUGACAGGUUUCAGAGGCAGCAACGUUGUUCUUGUUGUGGGCAGAUAAUGAAGCUGAAAUCCGAUAAACCUAAGAGCAAUAAUCAAUCUUUUUUCGGAGCUCCUAGUCCAUCUCCUAGAGUUUCAUUUAACCAAAGAACUUUGGAUUUGUCUAACAUUAAAUACACGGAUUUGCCUGAGGAUGAUGAUGCUUUGAACACGAAAGGCGCUUCGUUGGAUGCAGUUGAUGACAGAACUCCGAGUUUUGUAAAAGGAGGUAAUAAGUUCUUUGGCAUUCCGCUUUCUGACUCGGCUCAGAAUAGUCCGCGAUGGUCUGUUCGAUCAAUGAAGAAAUCUUUCGUUGAUCAGAAUGGUUUGGAGAGCGAAGUGUUGGAUGGAGAUUCGAUACUUCAGCAUCUAAAUAGACAGGUUAGAUUGGAUCGCAAGUCGUUGAUGGAUUUGUAUAUGGAGUUAGAUGAAGAGAGGAGUGCUUCAGCUGUUGCAGCAAACAAUGCAAUGGCUAUGAUCACAAGACUUCAAGCAGAGAAAGCUGCGGUUCAAAUGGAGGCAUUGCAGUAUCAGAGAAUGAUGGAUGAGCAAGCAGAAUAUGAUCAAGAAGCUUUGCAGUCUAUGAAUGGUUUGUUGGUUAAGAGAGAAGAGGAAAUGAAAGAGCUUGAAGCUGGAAUUGAAGUUUAUAGAUUGAGAUAUGGAUUGUUGAGAGAAGAAAGAGGAGAAGCAGAGGAGUUUCUUGAUGAAGAAACUAAACCGGUUUCAGAUUUGCCUGUUUGUUCUUCAAAUCAUGAAGAAGAUUUGGAACAAAUGAAAGAUUCAGCUGAGGAUUCUAUAGGCAAUAAUGGUGUGAUGAUUAUAGAGGAAGAAAAAGAGAAUGGAAGCAGAAAAGAUAUGUUAGUGAAGGAAAUUUCAGAGAUUACAGAGAGACUAAAUGCAAUUGAAUCAAAAGGUGAAUUGUUGCAGCAAAUUUCAGAUGUUUUAGAUGUUAGUGAAGGAGAAGCAAUUCUAUUACAGAUAUCUCAGAAUCUGCAUAUGCUUCGUAGUUUCAUUGAAAUGCCAACAGAAUCAUGAAUCUGUUUUACUUAAGAAAUCAAAACAACAUCCUUGUUCUAAUCUGUAUGUAACUGAUACUGACAGUUUUAUUACAGAACAAGCAAAAAACAUUUUUUCUAACUUAUCACUUACUUCAAACUCAAUCUUGAAUCUUUUCUUAUAGAACUUGGUUGAAUCUUUCUUUGAUGAUUCAUUGAAUGAAACUAAAAACCCUGUGCCAAG
Messenger RNA from Arabidopsis thaliana (thale cress), 1908 nucleotides. RefSeq names its product myosin-binding protein, putative (Protein of unknown function, DUF593). Gene Ontology annotation, cellular component: membrane. The coding region runs from base 130 to 1704 and encodes 524 amino acids. The record is from RefSeq and is marked reviewed. The transcript is spliced from 2 exons. Lineage: Eukaryota; Viridiplantae; Streptophyta; Magnoliopsida; Brassicales; Brassicaceae. Gene Ontology annotation, molecular function: myosin binding; myosin XI tail binding.